GCCGUGCGAUCAUCCGCCGGAUAUGAGUGUUGAUUUUUAGUCGAGAAGCUUCAACGAAGACAAUAAAAUUGUCUAAGUCUGUUUUAGCUAUUGCUAAACUAUUGCAGUUACAUAAGGUAUAUGUAAGAUUGGCAAAGGAUUAAGAUUAUGGCGUGGGGAAACGAGUUAUGGGAUCGAUCUGAUGUCGUAGCGAAUCACACACAACAGUCUAUCGACUUUAUUGAGAAAGUUUCCAAAUUUAUCAAGGAAAGAUCAAGAAUUGAGCAAGAUUAUGCCAAGGAACUCAAGAAGUUGUGCAAGUCAUACCACUUGAAGAAAAAGGAAGAAUCAAGUCUAACUGUCCACAAAGCAUUCACUGGAAUUUUAAAGGAAACAGAGGAUAUUGCCGGUCAACAUGAAGUUAUAAGCGAAGAGCUGCAGUCAAAGGUGUACAAAGAGCUACAUGUACUUUCUACGGAAGCUAAACAUGAUAGAAAAAAGUUUAUAGAUGGAGAAAAGACACUUCUAAGAAAUCUUCAGCAAUCUAUGAAUUCCUUAGAUAAUGCCAAAAGAGCAUAUGAAAAAUCCAGCAAAGAAUCCACUGAAGCAUUUCAAAACUAUCAGAAAGCAGACAAUGACAUGAACAUGACAAAGAUGCAAAUUGAAAAGUUAAAACAAUUAUCUAUGGAGAAAGGUCAACAGUGUGAAAAUGCCAAGGAGGCAUAUCGUGAUCAACUCACUAAGACGAAUAACAGUCAAACACUUCAUUAUUCAACCAAUUUUCCACAAUUAAGCGAUGUGUUACAAAAGAGUGAGGAAGAUCAUAUUGCAAGAUAUGCCAUUCUUCUUACACAAUAUUCUGAUGUUCAGGCCAAGGUUAUUCCAAUCAUAAAUAAAUGUUUGGAGGGAAUGAAAGUUGCAGCGCAAAUUGUAGAUGGGGGAAAGGAUUCACAAUCUUUGGUGGAUGCAAACAAGACGGGUUUUUCUCCGCCUGGGGAUAUUCCAUUCGAAGAAUAUGGCAAACCAGCAACUCAACAACCUGGGACACCAUCGGAUAAAAAAGGAAAAUCAAAGAAGGCUAAAGCAAAAGGCCAUAAAAAUGUCAAGAAUGUUGGUGAUGGAAAUGACUUUCAAAGUCUUAAUCCUGGUGAAAAACUUCGAGUGUGUAAAAAAAAGAUUGAGGAAUUAAGUCUUUCAUCCAAUACACUACUUGCAGAAAGACAAGCCUUGGAGAAAAUGUUAGGAGUUUAUAGCGAGAACACUGCAUUAGGGGAUCCAAAAAGCAUUGCCUCUCAACUUGAGGAUAAUGCAAAAGCAUUGGACAAAAGUAAUGAAGAACUUUAUAAAUAUCAGUGUUAUUUGGCCAUAUUAGAAAAAACUGAGCAACCUGUCAAGCAACCAACUUAUUCUGGUCAAAAUGUACCUGCACCUCCUUCACAUCAUUCAUCCAAUGGUGAACCUGCUCCACCACCUGCUAACAUUCCAGAUCCACCACCGUACCAUGGAACAAAUGAGGUGGACCAUGCAGAUGGAGAAUUUGAGGAUGAUAUACGGUGUUACGUACUUUAUGAUUUUCAAGGUACAAACGAGGGUGAGAUUACCGUGUCUGCUGGUGAGGAGUUGAUUGUAUUAGAACAAGAUAUUGACAGUACAGGUUGGACGCAGGUAUUGAAAGGUGAAGAAGAAGGUUACGUUCCAACUGCUUAUAUACAAAUCUCUGAGUAGAUAUCUAUUUAAGAAGAAUCCAAGAAAUUUUGUCCAGUUUAUGGUGUUGACAUCCUCCAACAGUUGCAGAAAAUCUCUUAACAUGAAGAUAUAAUAUAAGAUUUACCUGAGCACAAAUAUGUGCUCAUUACUCCUGGGAGCUUAUUUAUCCAUGGCCCAGAAAAUGGCAAUUGUACCUGUAAAUUCUAUUUUAUUUUAUUGAUGAUUCAAAAUGUAACUUUAAUUUGUCGUAAGAAUGUAACUAAUUUAGUUUUAAACACAUAGAAGGACGCUAUGCAGAAUUAUUUUCUGCACUUUUUUACUAAGCCAUCCUUUUAAAAGAAUGUGGUCUUUUAGGAUAAAGUCAUAUUUUUUGUACAAAUUAUUUAGUAAUAAUUUUACGAUAUACUUUUAUUUGUCUUCUACUUUGCUUUUGGUUAUGAAAAGUUUGAAUGCAUAGUCUAAUGCGCUUUCUAAAAACAACAACUGAAUUACGAUUUAAAAAAUUAUUACAAUGGCAGGAAUUUACAUCCAUCUUAGCAGUCAAUAAAAAUCGGCUUAUCAUG
This is a messenger RNA of Xenia sp. Carnegie-2017, 2249 nucleotides long. Its product is annotated as formin-binding protein 1-like. NCBI's taxonomy places the organism in Eukaryota, Metazoa, Cnidaria, Anthozoa, Malacalcyonacea, Xeniidae. The record is from RefSeq and is a predicted model, not a curated record. Bases 148 to 1704 code for a protein of 518 amino acids. Gene Ontology annotation, molecular function: protein binding. The transcript has 12 exons.